AUGGAAACCGCCGGUUGUACCGAGGAGGAGUUGAAGCGAACCUGGUGUAAAGGAUAUGCCAAAAAUAAAGGUAAAGGAGGAAAGAAUCGGCGACGUGGAAAGAACGAGAAUGAGUCUGAGAAGAGAGAGCUGGUGUUCAAGGAGGACGGACAGGAAUACGCUCAGGUGAUCAAGAUGCUGGGGAACGGCCGCCUGGAGGCCAUGUGCUUCGACGGCACCAAGCGGCUCUGCCACAUCAGAGGAAAGCUCCGGAAAAAGGUCUGGAUAAACACGUCUGACAUCAUCCGUGGGCUGAGGGAUUACCAGGACAACAAAGCCGACGUGAUCCUGAAGUACAACGCAGACGAGGCCCGGAGUCUGAAGGCUUACGGAGAACUUCCAGAACACGCUAAAAUCAACGAGACGGACACCUUCGGACCCGGAGACGACGACGAGAUCCAGUUCGACGACAUCGGCGACGAUGAUGAGGAUAUCGAUGAUGUAAGCUCAGCGUCUCAGAAAGUAGAAUUUAGUUUUAAGAAGCGGUUUAUUGUUCUGCUGCUGUUUAUCAUCUGA
Messenger RNA from Poeciliopsis prolifica (blackstripe livebearer), 555 nucleotides. RefSeq names its product eukaryotic translation initiation factor 1A, X-chromosomal-like. NCBI's taxonomy places the organism in Eukaryota, Metazoa, Chordata, Actinopteri, Cyprinodontiformes, Poeciliidae. Gene Ontology annotation, cellular component: cytoplasm. The record is from RefSeq and is a predicted model, not a curated record. Gene Ontology annotation, biological process: translational initiation. Gene Ontology annotation, molecular function: translation initiation factor activity; RNA binding.